Messenger RNA from Rotaria socialis, 3510 nucleotides. Lineage: Eukaryota; Metazoa; Rotifera; Eurotatoria; Philodinida; Philodinidae. The record is from the annotation of a GenBank genome assembly.
AUGUCGACAUUAAAACGAUUAAAAAUGGUGGAUUCAUGGUUUACACGCAUUAGUCAAGCAUUAGCACGUGAUAAAAUAUCAACAGCUGAUAAUAAAGAUGAACUUCGUUAUGCUGUUCGAAAAAUUAAUCAAUUUUUUUAUGCUGAAAAACCCAAUGCAGACGUAGUUGAUAAACAUGCUGACGUUAUUGUUGAUCUUUUACUUUCAACGACUAAUGGUCCUGAUGAUUUUGAAUUCAUCGCUCAAAUCUUCAACAUUAUACGAGAAAUACUUGAUUGCGACAAGAAAACAUCUAGACCUCUGGUGAAAUCUUUAAUAAAAAAUGAUGUAUGCAGUUUUCUAUUAAAUACUCUUCGUGUCGUAGCUGAAGAUCGCGGUUUAGGUCAAGAUAUUUCACUUCAAAUUCAUCAAAUUUUAGCAGCUAUUGGUCAUCAUGAUAAACGUCUUGCUUUAAAAGCUCGUCUAUUUAAAACAGUAGGAUCUACAAUAUCAUUAUUACGUAUCUAUAGUUAUAAUGCAAAAGUUUGUCCCGUUCUUCUAACUCUUCUAAAAAUUUAUGCAAAAAACGCAAUAACUGCUGCUGCUAUAUGUCGAGCAGCUGGUUUGCAACCAUUACUUCGUCUAGCAUUAACACUUGAUCGACGUCAUGCUAAACUACAAAGAUUAUCUAUUACUGUUGUUCGCCAUCUUACUCAAACUAAAAAGUUAGCUGCUCGCGCAACAACAACAACAAUUGUUCGCGAUAUAUUAGCCGUAGUUUUUCUAAUGGAUAAAUCCCAAGGACAAAAUCGUGCACGAACAGUAAAAAUUAAAGAAGGUCUUUUGAAAGUGCUCUUAAAUAUAGUUAAAUCAAAGGCCGGUCGUGUUCAAUUUUUAGAAGCUAAUGGUUUUUAUUUAUUAUAUGAGCUAGCUCUCAACGUUUUACCUAGUGAUUAUUCUUGUACAUUUGUUGAUCUUUCUUGUCAAGUUUUACUUCACUGCUGUCCAAAACAACAAUUACCGAUAGAUUCAAUUUUUAGUCCAGUAAGAUUUAAUUUACCACCAGGCUAUGAUUAUAUUGUUUCUAAUGAAUUACUCAGUGCUGAUCCUCAAAUAGUAAAAGAUCUUGAUGAACUACGUGAAAAAUGUAAAUCAGUCAUACCGACCAAUGAACGAGUUUCUACUGCUGACCAACGUCUACGCCCUAAAUCUUCCAUAGGCUCAGCAAUAGCAAGAUCAUCAUCGGCAACAAAAUGUGUAACAACAGCAUCAAUUCGACCAAAAUCUUCGAAAGGAACAAAAUUAGACAAGAAAAAAACAGAACAAAAAACAGUAACGAAGAAAAGAUCGGUUACAAAUGGAACUAAAUAUCGGCAAGUACCUGGAUUAAAUGGCAAUAAUCUUGACGAUCCAGAAGACACUGGCAUUCGUAUUGUUGAAGAUGAAGAACUUGAUGAUGAAGAUAGUUCAAAAUCAGACGAUAAUGACGAAGAAGAAGACGAUGAAGAAGAUGAAACUUCCAAUAAAGAAAAUGUAUUGGACUCCUCCGUUCCUUUACCAAACGAUGAACAACAAACUCGUGACUCAGUUGAUUUAUCUAGAGCAUACGAACAAUUUUUUGAUGAAAUGAUUGAUCCAGUUUAUUUACUUCGUUCGAAAAUGGCACAACGUAUUCUUGAUCCGUCUACAGAAAGCUUACUAUCAAGAUUAUUUCGAAAUAUCUUACCAUCAUCAUUAACACUUCUUUGUACGCAAUCAGCAUUUUCUUAUUGGCGUAUGCCAUUAGAUUUACAUUUUCAAACAUAUUCUAUACUUGCUAAAUCUACGAAAAGUGCAUAUCGAUUUACCAAACUUGCCUAUCCGGAUGCGUUUAAUGCUGUGUCCCAUGCAAGACUUGAACCCAUGCAAAAAUCUGAUGAACGAAACAAUAGGUCAACAUUACUUGGGGAUAUUCGUCGAAUCAUUUAUCCAACAUCAAUUUUUAAUCGUACAGUCUAUGAUUUUGAUACAGUGGUUGAUCACUCAGUAGUAACGGCAUUGGAUAACGAAGAUGAACAGAGAUGCCAAAUGCGAUCCAACCUUGAUCAUCUUCGCUUCGAUUCUCAAUUUGAAUGUGGUAAUUUAAGAAAAGCUGUUCAAAUUACCGAAGAAGAAUAUGAUCUAAUCCUUCGACCUGAUAUAAAUACAUUUCGCUAUCAUCAAUGGUUCUAUUUCGAAGUAUCAAAUAUGCGUCAUGAUAUAACCUAUCGUUUUAAUAUAAUCAAUUUUGAAAAAGCCAACAGUCAAUUUAAUUCCGGUAUGCAACCAGUGAUGUUUAGUGUCUGUGAUGCACUUAAUGGUAAACCAUGUUGGCGUCGGAUCGGCGAAAAGGUUUCUUACUAUAAAAAUACAUAUGGCAAAAAAAAGAAAGUCUAUUACACAUUGACAUUUAAUAUACGAUUUACAUAUGAUAAUGACGUCUGCUAUAUAGCAUAUCAUUAUCCAUAUACGUAUACAACACUAAUGACGGAUAUAGUCAAUUGGUCAAAUACAUAUGAUCGAUCUAGUAUUUAUUUUCGGCAACAAGUACUUUGUAAAACAUUAUCUGAAAAUGAUUGCCCUUUAUUAACAAUAACUAGUUUCUAUAAUCAAAAUGAUGUAUACCACAGUGAAAAACAGACCAUUCCUAUGCAUGAAAGAACAUAUGUUAUGUUAACAGCACGUGUUCAUCCAGGUGAAUCAAAUGCAUCUUGGAUUAUGAAAGGUAUUAUUGAUUAUUUAUUAAGUGAUGAACCAACAGCACGACUUUUACGAGAUCAAUAUAUUUUCAAAAUAGUACCAAUGCUGAAUCCAGAUGGUGUUAUUAAUGGCUGUCAACGUUGUUCAUUAGCUACGAAAGAUCUUAAUCGCCAGUGGUCAGCUCCUAAUUCCGUACUAUUUCCAACAAUUUAUCAUACUAAAGGUUUAUUAGCCUAUUUAUCAAUGUGUUCUUCUCGGCCGAUAACGCUGUUUUGUGAUUUUCAUGGCCAUUCGCGACAAAAAAAUUUUUUCUUCUAUGGCAAUGAUCCUCGUCUUCAUUUUCUUGGACCAGCCAUUGGUCGUUCUACGAUAACAAAAAUGUUCCCUAAACUAUUUACGGGUGUACCGGGUUUUGCAUUACAAAGUUGUUUAUUUACGAUGCGAAAACAAAAGGAAGGCUGUGCUCGUAUGGUAGUCUGGGAAGAAUUUAAGAUUGAUUUUGCUUAUACAAUGGAAGCAACAUACAAUGGUUUUGACGCCGGCUUAUAUAAAGGUUUACAAAUACAAAUAUCAACAUUACAAAUGAUCGGUCAUGAUUUUUGUCAAGUUUUAACUAGACUUGGUGAACGUGAAUAUAAAACACCAGAAGCUAUUAUUCCAAUGGAAGAUCUAUUUGUUACCAGUGAAAAUCGUUCACAAGAAAAACGGGCAACUAACGGCGAUGAAAAACGGCGUAGUUCUUCGGCAGCUUCUUCCUCGUCAUCAUCAUCAUCGAGUAGUUUAUUAUCGUUAACGGAUGGAGAUGUUCAUUGA